UCCUCAUCUCGGCGACGCCUUACAGCACUUUUCCUCAUCUCACAAAUCCUACCCCUUUUUUAUUUUUAUUUUCAUAUAUUUUUUAUAUUCUUCUAUAUACUAGAAUAUAAAAAUAAAAAUUAGAAGUAAUAAUUUUAGUGAAAAGGGGAGGGAACGAUCCCCUAAACAUGAAAAAAAUUGAAAUCUAAAUCUACAACACAAAAUGGCAUUUCACGUUGCUUGUCCAAUUACAUGUCGAAGAAUCUGUUUCUGUGCGUUAGGGUUUCCGCGUUCUCUCAACGGAACCACCAACAACAGCAACAACGCUGCCAAUGCUUUCCUCAACGACGUUUCCGUGCUCGGAGAUUUCAUUGCUGACGCUCGGAAAGACGAUUCUACGAUCCAAGUUGCUGUUCCCAAGGUUGUGCCGCCGCCUCCUGAGGUUGUUCCUGUUAGCGGUGAUUUGCUUGAUGAGUCUGCCUCCAUGAAAGCUAAGCGUGUCGCGCUUCAGAGGAAAGGUGCUGCUGCUAUGAUUGCGGCUGAGGAGUAUGCAAGGAAGUUUGAGUCUGGUGAUGUGCUGGAUACAUCAGGAAAUCUUAAUGGAGAAGAACAGGGUCAAUCCAGUGUUAAGGUCUUUUGUCGGAUGUGCAAUCGCGUUGAGAGCGAAGGAAGUGAGAAAGCAAAAAAGAUGCUUUCGUGCAAAAGUUGUAGUAAGAAGUACCAUAGGAACUGCUUGAGAAGUUGGUCUAAUAAUAGAGAUUUAUUUCAUUGGAGUUCGUGGACCUGUCGUGCUUGCCGAAUAUGUGAGGCUUGCAGAAGGACUGGUGAUCCAAGUAAGUUCAUGUUUUGCAAAAGAUGUGAUGGUGCUUAUCACUGUUACUGUCUGCAACCUCCUCAUAAGAAUGUUAGUACUGGGCCCUAUUUGUGCCCAAAACACACAAAGUGUCACAGUUGCGCAUCCAAUGUCCCUGGAAAUGGACUAAGUGUGAGGUGGUUUCUGGGAUACACUUGCUGUGACGCGUGUGGAAGAUUGUUUGUGAAAGGAAAUUACUGUCCUGUUUGUCUGAAGGUUUACAGAGAUUCAGAAUCAACACCAAUGGUUUGCUGUGAUAAUUGCCAGCGCUGGGUACAUUGUCAGUGUGAUAAUAUUAGUGAUGAAAGAUAUCACCAAUUUCAAGUAGAUGGAAAUCUGCAGUACACAUGUCCUACUUGUCGUGGAGAAUGUUAUCAGGUCAAGAAUCUUGAAGAUGCUGUUCAAGAGCUUUGGAGGAGAAAGAAUGACACAGAUAGAGAUUUAAUUACCAGUCUGAGGGCUGCAGCUGGUUUACCAACACAAGAAGAAAUAUUUUCUAUUUCACCAUAUUCUGAUGAUGAGGAUAGUGGGCCUUUAAAGUUGAAGAGUGAUUCUGCACGCUCCCUUAAGUUCUCUUUUAAGAAUUUUCCCAACAACUCACCUAUUAAGAUAAAAGAUUAUGGAAAGAAAUCUUCAAACAAAAAGACUGCCAAGAAAAAGGAUUCUCUGUCAUUCAUGACUGGUAAAAUUGAUGCAAACCAUAGUUUUGAAGGACACAGUGAUGUUAAAUCUUUACAUAGCUUGGAUGAUGAUGACAUGCAAUCCCAGAGAAAUGAAGGUCCUGAUGUUUAUUCAUCACCUGCUACUGGAAGCCUGAGUCAAACUGAAGUAUCUUUUCCUGUCAACCGUCCAAGUAUUUUGAAACGUAAGUUUGUUGAUGAGGUGAUGGUCAGUGAUGAAGAAAGGAAAACCAGAGUUGUUCGAAUUAAAAGCAAUAAGGCAAAUAAUUUGGAUAGUGAAGAGGAGAGUGGAAAACGUGGUGAUAAGACUCAGAAUGUAAAAGGGAAAAAGUUGGUUAUAAAUUUGGGAGCACGUAAAAUUAAUGUAGCUAGUUCUCCGCUGUCUGAUAAUGCAAGCUUCCAAAGAGAUCAAGAUCUGGUUAAUGCAAAUGGAAAUGAAAAUCUAGCCCAUUUGAUGAAGGGAAACAAGUAUGCAUUAGAUAGACACGAUGGAAUGGCUAGACAUGUUGAUGGUAAAGGAAGUAGGGUUGACUCUGGCCAAUUAAAACAUUUAAAGGUUUCAGGAAGAGAAGGAAAUAUGAUCAAGUUGGGAAAAGUUAAGCCAAGUGUUUCUGAACUCAACUUCACCUCUGGUAGGGGCAAUAUGUCUGAUGGGUGUGAAGUUGAUCCUUUAGACCGAUCUCACAUUAUGCGUGGUAAACGUAGUACUCAUGGAAUGAACAAUCAAGUUGGAUUAGAUGCAACAUCAAGAGGUGAAAGGACGUAUUUGGCGAGGCAGUCCGAAGGUAGCUCUGAUGUAUAUGACGAGACACGUGACAAUAAUCACACGUCUUCACAUUCUUUGCCGAAAGAUUCUAAACCUCUACUGAGAUUUAAGUUCAAAAGGCCUAGCAUUGAAAGUCAAAAUUCUCCCCAUCAGGAAGAGGAGAAGACCACAGUCAAGGGUCAGAGGUCCAAAAGGAAGAGGCCUUCACCUUUUAAAGAAAAAACAUUGUUUAAUGACUCUGAAGGUGUAAGUCAAUCUCCUGGAGACAAUAUAAAUCAUGAGAACAUGGAUGCAAACUGGAUUUUGAUGAAAUUGGGAAGUGAUGCAAUUGGAAAGAGAGUUGAAGUUCAUCAGACAUCCGACAAUUCUUGGCAUAAGGGAGAGGUUACUGACACAGUUGAAGGCACCUCAAAGUUACAUGUUACUUAUGAUGAUGGAAAAGUGAGUAUCUUGGAACUAAGAAAGCAGGGGGUCCGUUUUGUUCCUCAAAAGCAAAAGAGAUCAAAAACAUGAACUCAAGUCAUUCACCCUUGGAUCGUUUUAUGUGCAGACAUCUUAUUCAUCAGACUUAAAGAUUAUUUCGUCUUUGAGGCCUCUCAAUGAAAUUUAUAUUCUUAGCCGCCCAUAUUGAUGCUGGUUUUUUGGGUAAAGCAUUCUCGAUUGGAGCAAUUUCAGUUUUCUUGGAAGGAUUAGCCUUAUCCCACUGAAGCCCUUUUCUGAACCGCAGGAUCUUGAUCGCAAAUUAGAUUUUUUAUUUUCUUGUUUUCUACAUGUAACUGAUUUCACAAAGUAGAUUUCUGCCUGUGAUGUACAGGUCACCUUUGCUGUAGAAUAUGGAGGUAUGUGCCCUUGGUGUUAGAUGUAUGAUUAAAUUCUGCCAUUAGUUUUUUUUGUUUGUUUGUGAAUUAGUGUCCAUGAAGAUGAGAUACUAUCUUGAAAGCAGACGUUAUUGAGAUUUUGUCAUUUUGUUAAAAGGAAAUGUUUUAUUUCCAUCUUA
This is a messenger RNA of Lathyrus oleraceus (garden pea), 3275 nucleotides long. RefSeq lists its product as uncharacterized. The coding region runs from base 203 to 2791 and encodes 862 amino acids. Lineage: Eukaryota; Viridiplantae; Streptophyta; Magnoliopsida; Fabales; Fabaceae. The transcript is spliced from 13 exons. The record is from RefSeq and is a predicted model, not a curated record.